AAACGUGCCUAUCUUUCGGCUAAAUAUAUCUUCAGGGAGAACUUCAGGCUGUGCCACUCUCAUGAUGGUCACCAGUUGGUGCCAAGCUGGCUCUCUUGGAACUCUGACAUAGCCUUUCUAUAGAAGGAACAUGUUGGGCAAGGAGGAAGACCAGGAUUCACCGAUGUUGGUAGGAGAAAGCGAUGAUGAGGAAGCACCAGAUCUUGUUGAAGUGGGGAAUGCUGUAAGGGUGCCAGUGACCAUCCUCACAGGGUACCUUGGGGCUGGCAAAACCACCCUCCUCAACUACAUCCUCACACAAGAACACAAUAAGAAGAUUGCAGUCAUCCUCAAUGAAUUUGGAGAAGGCAGUUCUAUGGAGAAGAGUUUAAACAUCAGCCAAGACGGAGACCUGUUUGAGGAGUGGCUCGAACUGCGCAAUGGAUGUCUUUGCUGCUCAGUCAAAGACAACGGCGUGAAGGCGAUUGAGAACCUGAUGAGGAAGAGAGGAAAGUUCGACUACAUUCUCCUCGAAACCACAGGCCUCGCUGAUCCUGGACCCAUUGCGUCGCUCUUCUGGAUGGACAAACAAUUGGAGAGCGAAAUCUACCUCGAUGGUAAGUGUGACAGUGUGCAUGGAUUACAACUUGGUCGAUAG
This is a messenger RNA of Penaeus monodon (black tiger shrimp), 637 nucleotides long. Its product is annotated as COBW domain-containing protein 1-like. Gene Ontology annotation, cellular component: cytoplasm. Bases 131 to 637 code for a protein of 168 amino acids. The transcript has 7 exons. Lineage: Eukaryota; Metazoa; Arthropoda; Malacostraca; Decapoda; Penaeidae. The record is from RefSeq and is a predicted model, not a curated record.